AUGCACGCGCCUCCUGGCCCCACCGCCUCCAUGUCAGUCACUUCGUCUUCUUCUUCUGCUUCUUCUUCUUCAUCCAGCAUCUCUUCUCCAUCUCCCCUCUUGCGGCUGGCUUCGCACAACCUGAGCCCGCGACCCACCACACCCGGGCACCUGGGGCGUUCGGCCUCGCCCCCGCUCGAGCACCAUGGGGGUCCGGCCACCACCGCGCCUCUGCCGCGCCUGACCGACCUCUACGACCUGCAGCACGUCAUCGGCCAGGGCGCCUACGGAGUCGUCUGGUUGGCGCUGGAUCGGCGUAGCGGGCAGCGGGUGGCGGUGAAGAAGAUCGCGGACGUGUUCGGCGACAGCAAGGAGGCCAAGCGAACCCUGCGCGAGGUCCGCCUCAUGCGCCACUUCCGCGGAUCCUCUCCUCACAUCUUGGCGAUCCACGACUUGGUGCCGGCGAUGGCGGAGGGGAAGGAGGAGGGCGAAGAGGAGGCGGUGACGAUGCACAACUUUCGCGACCUGUACGUGGUGACCGAAUUCAUGGACGGCGGCGACCUCUCGCAGCUGACUUGUGGCAACAAGCCGCCGCCGGAGGCCGCCGCCCACUCGGGCUGGCACCGGCCCGACGAGCAGCUCGUCAAGGCCGUCGCGUUUGGCCUCCUCUCCGGCCUUCGCGUCAUCCACGCUGCGCGCGUACUCCACAGGGACCUACGACCAAAGAACCUUCUCCUCAGCGGCGACACAGUCAAGACUCGCACGGAGCAGAUAGCGGAUUUUGGGAUGGGGAGGGGCAAGGCCAAGAAGCUGGAGACGGCGCAGAACAGAAUGAAGCUCAGCCUCAUGGAGUUCGUCAGCAACCGCUACUACACCGCGCCCGAGGGCCUCCUGCCCAAUAACGAAUACAGCUACCCUGUGACGGAGAUGCUCCUGGGCCGCAACGUCUUCCGGGACUCGCGGUACCCAGAUCAAAUGCGAACGGUGAUCAGCGUGCUGGGCACUCCAGCCGAAGAGGACCUGGCCAGCAUCGCCAGCGGCAGAAAUGAAAAGUUUCGCGCCUACAUUCGCACGCUGCAGGCCCACGAGCCGAACCGGCUGUGGACUCUCCUCCCCAACCUCAGUGCCGAAGGUAAAGAUUUCCUCCAGCGGCUGUUGAUGUUCAACCCGAACAAGCGGGCCACAGCCCAGGAGGCCCUCCGCCACCCGUGGCUGCGCGACGUGGCCGCAGCGCACACGAGCGCGCCGGGUAGUACUGCGGAUGACGGGGACGACGAGCCGGGCGACCAUGGCGUAGUGGCACCCUUCGAGGGGGGCGAUAUCGAAGCGGCCGAUGACGAGAGCGCCCUGCGACCACUGCUGUGGCGCGAGGCCCUGAGUUACCGUGGGCGCGACUGA
Molecule: messenger RNA, 1377 nt
Organism: Acanthamoeba castellanii str. Neff
Lineage: Eukaryota; Discosea; Longamoebia; Acanthamoebidae
Product: mitogenactivated (MAP) kinase
Exons: 8
Coding region: 1-1377 (458 amino acids)
Biological process (GO): protein phosphorylation; intracellular signal transduction
Cellular component (GO): nucleus; cytoplasm
Molecular function (GO): protein tyrosine kinase activity; ATP binding; MAP kinase activity
Source: RefSeq, a predicted model, not a curated record